AUGGAGAAAUGUACGUCCAAGCGAGAAGGUGCAGGUCUGAAUCAAAGUCUGUCAUCGGUCUACGUAUGGCCAAACGGAUUUGGAAGUCGUGAGAAACCAGAAUCCAGUCUAGACAAACUACCUGAAAAAGUCGUUGAGGAUAAAUCCGGCGAGUCAACUUCCUUGAUACAUGAGGUUCACUCAAAGCAGUCUGUUCAUUCGAGAGCCUCAAGGUAUAUUGGAUUAUCCCGACGAAGUAGUUUGGAUUUGAAAAAGAAAAGAAUAGCUCUAAAAAUAGAAAGACAACGGGAGCUACUAAGAAAAUCCAGAGAGCUAGAACUGGAAGAACAACAACUAGAAAAAAAGAACCGUAGAGAGUUGAAGAAGAAGGAAAUAGCUGAUAGUUUACACCUUCUUCAACUCGAAGAAGAAUUGCAUGAAGCCGAGAUAGAUGCCCAAGAAGAAGGCAGCAGUUACGUUCAAUCAGAAGCAAGAAGCGAAAAUAUCAGGAGAGAAUUAGUUGAAGAACAAGAACAAAGAAACAGAGUGUCUCAAUGGGUAGAUUACACAUCUGAACAAUUUCAUUAUGAUAGACAAGAAAAUCUGUCACGUAUUCCUGAAAAAACUGAGAAACCCAAUGAUGACAUACCCAAGGUCGAAGGACAAUUUCCCGUAGAGAAACCAGGAAAUAUCACAUCACAAGACAUACAACAGCUUUGCGGAACUGUGGCAAACGUUCUCAGAACGUUUUCUCUCCCAGCUUCAACAACUCAAAACCCAACGUCACUUGAAGUAAUGAAUCCAGAUAAAUUUCACAUGCGAAAAAUGUUAGAGAAGGAUUUUCCACAGUUUGAUGGCAGUCCCCAAGAUUGGCCCCUGUUCCAUAAGUCUUUCAAGAAUCUUCGCAAGUUUUGUGACUACAGCAAUGAAGAAUCUCUGCAUGCUGAAGCUGCAGAGAUUUCUAAAAGGGGAAGCAAAGACAACAGUUGCAGCAAUGAUGUUAACUGCCGAUAA
Molecule: messenger RNA, 993 nt
Organism: Leptinotarsa decemlineata (Colorado potato beetle)
Lineage: Eukaryota; Metazoa; Arthropoda; Insecta; Coleoptera; Chrysomelidae
Product: probable DNA double-strand break repair Rad50 ATPase
Source: RefSeq, a predicted model, not a curated record